Messenger RNA from Darwinula stevensoni, 851 nucleotides. The record is from the annotation of a GenBank genome assembly. NCBI's taxonomy places the organism in Eukaryota, Metazoa, Arthropoda, Ostracoda, Podocopida, Darwinulidae.
AUGAUCGUCAAUGAGGAUGAUGAACACAAUAUCUCCAAGAAGGCGAGGGAAAGAAAAUGUUACAUCCUUCACAAGGAGUUCUGGGCGCGGGUGUCUACAUCCAGCACGUUCAGUCAGCUGGCGAAAUUGCAAGUCCAACCCCCCGUACCACGACAGAGACUCCCGAUGCAGCUUGGACCUUCUCCAGACAAUGUACAAUUUGUCCAGCAUCUUGCCCAACAACAAGCAAUGCUGGCUGCUCUUCAACUGAAGCAGGGGUCAAUCCGCCAAAGACUUGGAGUUCGUGGAAGGCUUGGCAUCCCAUACAGGAACAGAUUGAGGUUUGAAAGAGGUGGUGGUCGUUACCUGUCCAAUACACGAUCAAUGCGUCGAGGCUUUGGUGUGCGGCGGGCAUCCAGUUAUCGCAGCUUCAACACGUCCUUCACCUCACCUUUGAAUAGGAGACCUGCCAUGAGCAGGGGGUGGUUCAGGGGUUUUCGACGAGGGCGAGGUGGAAGGACAACUCAAUCGUGGGGCACACAAAGGCAAAGCAAUGUGAACAAAGAUGACUUGGACCGGGAACUUGAUGAUUACAUGUCAAAGAAGGAGUCUGAACUUGGAAUCUGAAAACCACAGCAGUGUUCUAUGUGAUGGAUUUGAGUGUGUGUCAAGUGCAAAUCUGAAUUGAAUUUGACUCAUGGGAUGGGGAAUUGCAAUCUCCUUCAGUGGUCCACCUGCAUAUAACCAUGAAUAAAAUAAAGCAUUCUGGUUUGGAGGGAAGUAUUAUCCAAAUACAAAGACAAGGCACAAAAGGUGUAAAUAAAGGAGCUAUUUCUUUUAUUUGCCUCUACAAACUUGUUUACACAUGGGAC